This is a messenger RNA of Brassica rapa (field mustard), 498 nucleotides long. RefSeq lists its product as uncharacterized. Lineage: Eukaryota; Viridiplantae; Streptophyta; Magnoliopsida; Brassicales; Brassicaceae. The record is from RefSeq and is a predicted model, not a curated record.
AUGAAUCAAUACAACGCCUUCGUGUCUCGCGAGGAGGAGAUGAUGGGACUUGAUCGCAGCAACGAUCUCGUCGUUUGUCCUAAGCCUCGACGUGUCGGCGUACUCGCUAACAACCUCACGCGCCCUCUCAGAUUACAUAUGAGUCAAGCUGCUGCUGAUUUGUGUGAUUCUGAAGCUGGUGCAGAGCUUUUAGACAUCAUUCGUAGAAAGGAGGACAAUGUUACAAUAGGGCCAUACUUUCUCGGUUCGCCUCCGAGCAGAGCAGCGAACCCAUUAGCCCAAGACGCACGCUUUCGAGACGAGAAGAUCAACCCACUCUCGCCCAACUCUCCUUUGCUUCAGCCCAAUUCAUCCACCGCCUUUCCUUCUCCAUCUCCAUCAUCGUCUCGUGGUUGCGUUAGGAUGAAGUUUGGACUCAAACCACCUGCAGUUAGAGUAGAAGGGUUCGAUUGCUUGAACCGUGACCGCCAGAGCUCGAGCAUCCCCGCCAUGGCUUAG